Messenger RNA from Paramecium sonneborni, 7759 nucleotides. The record is from the annotation of a GenBank genome assembly. NCBI's taxonomy places the organism in Eukaryota, Ciliophora, Oligohymenophorea, Peniculida, Parameciidae.
AUGAUCUAAUAAUCUAGCGAUCCUAAAGAGGAAAUCACAAAUUUUUUCAAAAACUUAUAAGAAGAGAUUGAUGAAGGUAUUUUAGAAAAUGAUAAUGAAAUUUAAUAAUCGAUAGAGGAAAAACUGAAUAAUUUUGAAGGCGAUUUAAGAAUUGAAUUUUUAAAUUAAAUGCAUGAUAAAUUAAAAGGAAGAACUUUUUUAAAUUUAUCAUAAUUUUAAGUUAACAAUAAUAUAGUCAAUAACAAGCCUGGUGAAUAAAUAGACUUAAAAAAAUUAUAUAAUGAAGCUUUAUUGUAAAAGAACUACAAUAAAAUUUUUUAAGCAAUUAAAGAUCCUUAGUUUUGUGAAAUAAAUGGGAUACCUUUAGAAAUAAAAGAGUAUAUUGAUUCUUUAAAAAAUUUAGGGGAAAAUGUUCAACUUAUAUUUGACCUUUUUCAAGUUUAAAAAAAUAUAAUAUCAUAUUCUUUCAUUUAGAAUUUAGAACUUUUAUUAAGACUUUUUUAUUUAAAUGAUAAAAGAAUUCAUUAAUUUGUUGGCUCAUGUUUAUUAACAUAAAUAUAUGAAUUUGAAAAUUAUAUUGAUACUUUUAAAGAAACAUAUAAUUAAGAGUUUUAAUUAGUAAUUGAAAAAUUGGGAAAAGUAUAACUUAAAGAAGAGACUUCUUAACAAUCAAGGCAAAGUUUUAGUUAAAGUAAAAACAAUAAAAAUAUAUUUUAACUAUUUGAUCUACUUACAAUUGAUAUUUAAACUUAUAAUCAUAUAACAAUAAUUGAAUUUUUAGAACAUCUUACAAAUUUUAAUAUUUAAGGUAAUGAUGAAAAUUAAAUUAUACAAUAUUUUUUAUUUACAGAAAAUUUCAAUUGGCAAGUUGAUUUCUUAUAUUUUAAAUUAGUGAUUUACUUUUGGGUUAGAUAUACAGAAAAAUUUUAAUUAAGAGAGACCUUAAAAAAUUUUUAUGAGAAAAAAUUAUUAAGAUCUAAAAAUAAACUCCCCACUAUGGAAAGAGAAUUCAAAGAGAUAAAAAAAAGUUUAUAAGAUUUAAUUUUUCAAAAUUUAAUUCAUAAAUUUGUGUAUUUUAAUCAAUUAGAAGAUAAAAAAUUUAUUGAGAAUUAUAACUAAUAUCAAGUUAAACUGAAAAUUUAAAAAUUAAAAUAUGAAAAUUUUAAAUUUUAAACAUUAGAAAACUUUAUAAAUGAAUCUGAUGUUUAAACAUAAUAAAAUUAUAUAAAUUUUUUAAAAUUUUAUCAAUUGAAAAAUUUGAAACAAUUAACAAAAAUUGAAUUAACUUUUAUUUAAUUUGUGUCAACUACUCCUUUUACUAUAUCUACACAAUAGAUUCUUAAAGAAUGUUUUAAGAUUAAUGGAAAUUUAUUGGAUGUCAAAAAUAAAUUAAAAAAAGUAUUUUUAGAAAAAAUUUCUACUCCCAGUGAUAAAGAUUAAUGUUUAUUUUUAAAUAUUUUAAAUUACCUUUAUUCUUAAACUUAUAUAAAAUAAGAAGUAACAAACAAGCCUCUCAAAAUUAAAAGUUGGCUAGAAUAAAUUGAAUUAUUUAAUAAAUAACCUCUAAACUUAAACAUAAUACUUGAAGAAUUUAAUAUUUCACUUACAUAAGAAAAUAUAUAAAUUACUUAAUAAAAAAUUUUAGAAUGGUUAAAUGAUAUGAAAAAAGAUUAAAAGUUUAGAAAUUUACUUCCUUUUUUUUUUUCAUAUCAUAAGAAGAGGUGAACCAUGGUAAGACUUCUUAGAUUUAAUUACAUAAAAUAGAAAUGAAAUAAUUAAAAAUGGAAUUGAUUGUUUUAAUAUUAAAUCCUUAUUUUAAAUAUUAUUUAACAACUCAAAUAAAGAAUUAAAAGUUAUUUUAAUCAAAUAACAUUCAAAAAACUACCCUAUUCCUUUUAUUUAUAAAAACUCUUAACUUGAUAAUCCUUUAUAAAAUUUAGAUUUAUAUAAAUUUAACCAAGAUAUUUACUAUCUUUUGUAACAAGAUUUUACUAUAAUAAAUUGUUCAUUAAGUAGAAUACAAUAAAGAAUAGGGAAAACUUAGUUACUCAAUAAAAUAUUUUACAAAGAUGAUAAAUUUGAAAUUUGUGAUUCCUCUUUGAUAAAUAAAAAUACAAUAGAUUGUAAUUUUGACUUUUCUUUUAAUGGUAGCAGAAAUUAUUUAAUAGCUGACACACAUGGUUAAUUUGAAGAUGAUGUAUUAUAAUUAAUACUUCCUUUUUUUAAAUUAUGGAUAAUUUAAAUGAAAUCUGAAAAAGAAUUAGUUGAAAAUAUUUAUAGAGUCAAUAAACUAUUAAAAUAAAUAAAUAUUAAACCUUUUAUUUGUUUUAUUAUACGAGAUUCUCAAACAGAAAAAAUUAUUUAGGAUGAAAUCUAAAAAAUUGAUGCUCAAUAAGUUAAAGUUUGCUUAUUAAGUAAUCUUUAAUAGAUGGAUAAAUAAAAAUAAGAAGGAGAAAUAAAUAAAAUAAGAAAUAUAUUAUUAGAAAUUAUAGGAAAAGAAAAUGAAAAUAUUGAAGAAUCUUAAUUAAAAUUAUAAUUUCUUUAAGUUUGUUAAAAUUUUGGAAUGAAGGUUGAAGAAAUUCAUUAGGUUUAAAAAAUUGUAGAUGAACUAGAAAUAGAAUUAAAUAAAAUAUAAUCUGAAAAAGAAGGAUUUUAUAGUGGGAAAGCAUUUCCUUUAAGAUCAACAGAAUGGAAUCUUUAACAAUUGCAAUAGUAAAAGAUCAAAAUUGAUUUAUAAAUUAAAUAGAAUCAAUAAAUGUUAGAUUAAAAAGAAAGAUCAAUUUAUGAAUUUAAAAAAUAGAAUUCCUAAGAUGAUUUAAAAUUAUAAACAAACUUCAAUGAUAAAAAAAAAGAAAAAGAAGAUAUUUUAAACAAAUUAAAUUCUCUUAAUUAAGAAAAAGAGAAAAUAAAUUAAUUAACAUUUGAGUUCGAAUAGAAAAUGAAAAAUAUAAAUUUUAAUUAAUCUAAUUUACUUUAAAUAUUUAGUUCUAUAUUUAAGUUAGAUAAUUUUUAUAUUGGAUAUUUAUAGAUAGUUGAAAGUAUUGCCAAAUUUAAUUAAAUUAACAUUUCAUCUAUUGAGGAUUAAAUAAAAAAGUUAAAGGAAUAAGAAAAACAUGAUUAACAAUAAAGAGAAGAUUAAGAAAAACAUAAUUAACAAUAAUAAGAAAUCUAAGAAAAAGAAAUUUAAAUAUUGUAAGACAACUUAAAAUUCAAAAACAUUAGUAUUGAAUUGUUUUGGAGAGAAAUAAUAUAAGGAAAUUUUUAUUAAAUCUUAAAUUAUACAUAAACAAUUGUAAAAUUAAUAUAAAAAGGGGAACCUUUUGAAUUUUUAAAUGGUGAUGAUCUUAGUAUUAAUUUUAACUUUUUACGACAAUUAGGUUCUUUAUUAAUAAAAGAAUAAGAGAAUAAAAUAUUAGUAAUUAGCAUUUUAGGACCAUAAAGUUCAGGAAAAUCAACUUUAUUAAAUAAAAUAUUUGGUUGUCAUUUUUUAACAAGUGUUGGUAGAUGUACAAAAGGAAUGUAUUUAUAAUUAUUAAAAAUUUCAAAUAAAGAAUAGUUUUAAAAUUUAUUUGAUUAUAUAUUACUGUUAGAUUCAGAAGGAUUACAAAAUCCAAAUUAAUAAGAUUCAGAAUUUGAUAAAAGACUUGCUCUUUUUAUUAUUUCUAUUAGUGAUAUAAUAAUAUUAAAUGUAAAGGGUGAAAUUAAUUUAGAAUUUCACAAUUUGAUUGAAAUGUGUUUGUUCACUUUGGGAAAACACUAAAAAUUAUAAACUUCAAAAUAAAUUAUUUGGUGUUUUAAUUAAAAUAGCUAAACAAAUGAUAAAAAAAAGUUAUAUAAAUAAAUUGAAGAUAUAGUUGAAAAUUUAAAAAGAGAAUCAAAAUAAGAAAUUGAUUUUUCUAAAAUUUCAGGUUGUCAAGAGGAUGAAAUUGAAUUAUUAGGAAUGGCAUCAGUUUCAGAGAAAUGGAAUAAUGUAAAUUGUUUAACAAAAUCAAAAGAGUGGAAUUAAGAAAAAAAAAUUGAAGGAUACUCAAAAGAUGCAUAUUCUGUUGGUAUUAAAUCAAUUUUAAGAUUUAUAUAAAAACAUUAAAAACUUUUAGAUGAAAGAAAAUUAUUUUUAAGUUGGGAUCAUUUUACAAAAAAAGUUGAAGAAUGUUGGUAGAUUGUAUCAAGACUUCCUGAUGUUGUUGAGUUUGCAGAAUUAAAAGAUUAAAGAGACUAUGAAAAAUUAAAUAAAAUUUUACACUCAAAAUUAAAAUAAAAAAAUAUUCAAAUAUCACAUUAAGUAUCAUAGUUAACUUAUAAAAUUCAAAUGUCAAUUAAUAAGGAUGGAAUCUAAAAUUUAGAUUUUUUAAAGAGUGUUAAAAAUACGAUAGAAGGUGCAUUUAAAGAUGAAUCAAAAUAAAUUGAAGAAGAAAUACUUUAAGAACUUAUUAUUGAAACUUAAUCUAUAGGUAUUUCUAAAAAGAUACUUCGAAAAAUGUAAGAUCAUCUUUCAGAAAUAAUAACUAGUCACACUCUUGAAGGUUCUUUAUUAAUUUAAUAAGAAAUCUAUAAAUAUGAAAGAAGAUUAUAAGAAAAAUUAUUGCAUCUAAAAAUAGAGGAAGCCGUAUAAUAAAUUUUAAGUGAUAAAGAAAAAUUAAUUCUUUUUUAAUAAAAUUAACAAAAACGAAAUUCAGAAUUUGAAUAAAUUUGGAUGAAUAUCAUAGAAGGAUCAAAUAAUUAAAUUGAAUUAAUUUUCAAUGAAUUUUAACAAUAAUUAUUUGAUAGCAUUUAUUUAUUCUAAAAAAACUAUAUAUAUAAAUUUGAUAACUAUUUAGACUAUAUUGGUUUUUAUAAAGAAAAAUUUAAUAAGGCUCAUCCAGAAAAAGAAUAAUUAUUAGAACAACUUUCUUGGUAAAUAUUUUAAGAAGAAUUUUAAAAAUAAUCUUUUUUUGCUUUACAAAGAGAAAAUGGAAGAGAGUAUUCUUAUAUAUUUAGUUAAAAAAUAAACUAAAUGAUUGAACUAAUGCCCGAAAAUUGCAUUAUUAAUCCUUUUAUAUAUAUUGCUGAAAAUAAUAAUUAAAAGGUUAUUGAAAAAUCCAAAUUUCUUUAAUCAUCUAAAGGAUAGUAUAUAAGAUUUUAAGAAUUAAUUACAACUUAUAUAAAAUUAAAAUGAGAUGCGAGAAAUAAUUUUUAACUUUUUAAGAUUGGUAAAUUCUUUGUAAAUUGAUUUAGAUUUGUAAUAAGAGUAAAGAAUAAGAAAUACUUUGUAGGAAGGUGAAAAUUUUCCAUAAAAUAAACUUAUAGUUUUUGAAUAUUUAAUUUAAAUUUUUAAUACUUUAAAAAUUAACUAAUAAACUUUCAAACGCCAAGAUUUGUAGAAAAAAGAUAUUAAUUUCUUAUUAUGUUAUUUUCCUAAAAUUAAUUUAAGUUUUGAAUUGGUUUAGAAUAAAGGUUCGGAAGAAUUAAAAAAUUAUAUAAUUAUUUAAGAAGAGCGUGUUUAUACUAAUAAAUUACCUAGAAAUUCAAGUUUAUAUAACUAUUUUGAAUAUAUAAUUUCAUAAAACACGAAAUUGAUGGACGAAUAAACAUUUGCAAGAGAAUUUCCAAGUGAAUUUAAUAAGAUUAUGGAUGAAAAUAAUGGUUGGGAUAAACUUUGUUAAAGCAUAUAUAACCUAAUUAAACAAGAACUUUUCUCAUAAUCAUCUAUAAUGAAAUCAAAUAUUGUUUCUUAGAUGUGGAAAGAAGAAGAUACAACUUAAAUUAAUUCAUCUUUAAUACUAAGAAUAAUGAAUAAAAUUGAAAAUGAAUUGAAAUUCUUUAAUUCUUAAUUUGCUUUUUAUGGUAUAACUAUAAGUAGACUUUUUGAAAGAAAGCUAUAUUGCUAUUCUAUAUUUGCAAUUUGGAGAUUCAUUUGUUAUCAAAAAUGGGAAAUUUAUGAUUAAGAAAAACAACUAUUAAAAAGUUAAAAAUAGUAACUAAAAAUUUUAUAUGAAGAUGAAAUUUUACAAAGAAAAUAAGAAAUGAGUAUUCAAAAGGCAAAGUUUGUAGCAAAAUAAAUUCAAAUAGGUCUAAUAGGAAAAUUUUAUUGUUAAAAUAUAUCUAAAGUUUAAUAGUAUAUUGAAUAGAAAUUGUUAACAUCGUUUGAAGUAAUUUAAUAUCUUGAUCAAUAAUUGUUGAUAAAAAAGAAAAAAAUUGAAACAGUUUAAAAAGAUUUUAGCAAAUAGAUCGAAUUAUAUGUUUUUUAUUAGAAAAAAUUUAUAGAAUUAUACGUUGAAUCAUACAUUCAAGAUAUAAAAGCUGAAAUAUUUAAAAAUUAUUAAAUAAAUGUCAAAAUUUAAGACUAUUUAGAAUAAAUUCUUACAAAAUUGAUGAAAUUAUAUUAGCAAAUAUCAAAUAAUUACAAAAUAAAAGAAUUAAAACUGAAGGAUCUUUUUAAGGAUUAAGAAUUAGAUUAAGCAAAUAUGGAAAAAAGAAUAUUUAUAGAAGUGUUAAAUUUCAUAUUUGGAAAUUAAAUUGAAAACUUAGAUUAAUUUUGUAAACCUUAAAUAUUUGAAAACAAUUAUGAUGAUUGUUUGAUUCCAAAAAUAUAAGAUUAAAUUGUAAAUUCUACAAGUCAAAAAUCAGUAUAUAAAUUAAGCACAUUUUUAGAAUGUCUUUAAGCUGAACUUCAAUUAUUAAGAGACCAAAGAAUAGAGCUUUCGCUAGAGAGAUUUAGUAUCUAAAAUAUUUUGGAUAGCAUAUAAAUUCAUAUGAGAGGAUGUAAUUAAACAUGUCCAAUGUGCAAUAGAAAAUGUGACAGCGAUAAUUUUAAAAGUAAAGAUCAUUAACAUAAAUGUUAAAAUGGGCAUUAAUUAAGAGGUAAUUAACAAUUAUAUUUUAAGGAAUGAAUAGAAUCAUUAUAAAUUCUUAUCCUUCUCUUUUUACUUGUGAAGAAAUAAUUGAUGAAGCAGAGUUAAAAAUAGUCGAAACUAACAGAUUAAAACCUUGGAGAGAGAUCAAAUAGUAUUUUCAAAAUUGGAGUUUUAAAGAUUUAUUAUCAUAAUAAAAAAUAGAAGAAAAUAAAUAAAAAAUGAUGAAUAUAUGGAAUGGAGGAAUUGGAGAAUUAAUAUGUAAAUAAUUAUCAAAAGAAAUGAGAUAAGAGAUAGUUUGUUUAAAAAAAUACGAUAUUCCAAUGAGUUUAUAAACUCAUUCAACUCAUUAUAUAUUUAUCAUAGAUGAUUCAAUUUCAAUGAAGUAAUAUUGGUAGGCAGUUAUAAAAUGUGUUUAGGAAUAAUUUAAAUACCUAAGUAAUAAAAAGAAUGUAAAAGUAAGUGUAAUUAUAUUUGGUACUUCUGCCAGAAUUGUUAUCAAUUGUAAAGAGGUAGAUAUAGAUAAAUAAAUUCCACUUAUAUAAUUUUAAGGAUAAUGGUUUACACAUUUUGGUCCAGCUCUAAAAUUAGCUUAAGAAUUAGUAAUAUAAAAUUAAGAAUUUUCAUAGUAUUUAAAUAUAUUGAUUAUUAGAACUAUGAUUUUAUUUUACACUGAUGGAUAACCUUCUUGGUAUUCAACCGCAGAUGAACAUACAAAGAAUUUCUGUAUGAUUGAAAAAAGAUUUAGAGAUUAAAUUUAUUUUUCAGCUUGUUCAUAACCUAAUGUUUCUUAUUAAUUACAAAAUAUAGUUGAUCGAUUUAGUCAAUCUUUUGCCUCAGCUUAACUAAGAGAAAGAAUUGAACCAUUCUAACUUAAUGAUGUUUGGACAGAAAUUAUUUCUUAGAAUCAUCACAAAUAUUUAGCAUGA